UUUGGCAGCGAGACAGGAUGAAGACCAACAUCGGCGCCAGCAGCAUUGAGGGCAAGAUGGCCAAGCCAAGCCUCGCGUCGCGCAUCAAGAACGUCGACAAGAUGGAGCUGCCGAAGCUCCUGCGCUACAUGCGCGUCGGCAACAUCCUGUGCUCGGCGCUGCAGAUCUUCGCCGGUGUCACCGGCUUCUUCAGCUUCCUCACGCUCAACAUCACGGGCUCGCUCGUCUCGCUCUACGUGGUCAUGUUUGGCCUUCUCUUCCUUCUGUACGAGUGCCGGCUCAACUCGAUGGAGUCGCGCAUCCGCAACAACUUUGGUUUCCUCUACACGUACAAGGGUCGCGCCGGCUUCAUAUUCUUCAUUGGCUUCCUCGAUUUUGGUAUGAGCACCGCCUUGGGCACGCUCGCGGGUAUCGUCAUGAGCCUCGCUGCGAUCACGAACCUCUACGUCAUGUACAAGCACCCAGACUUCAAGAACGUGGGUGUCAACGCGGACCCGACGGCGUCGUAUGCGACCGGCAACCAGGCCGCGCAGGACUACCUCCGCGCAAACCCGCAGGUCGCGAUGCAAGCUGGCUCAUUCGCCCUCUCGGCCCAACGGGUGUAAAGACCGGUACUGCGGAGCGCAGCCACGUCGUAUCCCGGAAGCAAAGCAAGUGCGAGUAGAUGGCAAUUUGCAUAAAGCAGAAAAUAAAACUAUUGAUUUUAUGCGAGG
Messenger RNA from Saprolegnia parasitica CBS 223.65, 713 nucleotides. RefSeq lists its product as hypothetical. The record is from RefSeq and is a predicted model, not a curated record. The coding region runs from base 18 to 605 and encodes 195 amino acids. The transcript has a single exon. Lineage: Eukaryota; Oomycota; Saprolegniomycetes; Saprolegniales; Saprolegniaceae.